Drosophila subobscura is the source of this 4148-nucleotide messenger RNA. RefSeq names its product protein nubbin (gene nub). The transcript has 5 exons. The record is from RefSeq and is a predicted model, not a curated record. Gene Ontology annotation, biological process: regulation of transcription by RNA polymerase II. The coding region runs from base 677 to 4048 and encodes 1123 amino acids. Gene Ontology annotation, molecular function: RNA polymerase II cis-regulatory region sequence-specific DNA binding; DNA-binding transcription factor activity, RNA polymerase II-specific. Lineage: Eukaryota; Metazoa; Arthropoda; Insecta; Diptera; Drosophilidae.
CGUUCAGUGGUUGUAGCUCAAGUGCGCGCGCUCUCGCGUCUCCACACGGACUUUACUUUUGCCAACUUCCAGAGCCACUUGGCCAGGCCAGAGGAGCCUCGCGAUGCCACUGCUCUGAUCCGAUGCGAGUACCGAGAUCCACACCACACACCGCUCGCCCGUUUGACCGGCCCACGACUGUUACGCGUCGCGUUUUGUUGGCUCUUCUGUGGCGCAUUUUCUGCGUUUUGACGACGGCAUUUGUGCGAUUUGGCGGCUUGUUGUUAAGACGUAAAUUUACCCUUAGGGAUCGUUACUCAACAAAAAUAUAAGAAAUUGUUGCGAGUUCCUCCCGAACCGCGCAGUUUCAUCAAAGUGAAUUUGAAAUAAAUUUGCAACAGAUUGUUCGGGCAAAGAGUGCAAGUGACAAAAAUGAAAUUGAUUUUUAGAUAUGCGAUAAAGUGAGAAGAGUUUUUGUUUGGCACAUUGAAGCUGCAAUUUAUACAACCAAUAAGAAUACAAAAAGACGACGAGCAGUAUUCCCCCUUGGACUCCUAUCGGUGCUGAAGCUAAUCAUUUGUGGAGCACAUUUGGAGGUUUUCUUUUGGGGCUGCUAUCUAACCUGCAAAAGUGAUUAACUGUGUGCUGUAUGCUCUAGUGUUGCUGCUGUUGGCACAGUUAGCUGUAAGAACUGAUUAUGCCAUUGUUGCUAGCAAACUACUAUCAGCAACAUCAGCGGCAGCAGCAACAUCGGCGGGAGCAGCAACGGCAGCAACAGCAACGGCAACAGCAACAACAGAAGCGACAGCAGAGGCAGCAGCAACAGCAAAAGCAACAUCAGCAGGUUGCCAGCACAAACGGCAUGUUACUUGAAUACAAAAGCUAUUGCAAUACAAAUCAGGCUAGCAACAACAGCAGCAUCGGCAGCAACAACAACAACGACCACCGACAGCUGUGUCCAGCGGAAGCACUAACAAUGUCAACGCCGACAACAACAACCAAAUACAAAAUCAAUGGCGAGGCCAAUGAAAGCGUUGCUGCCAGCACACUGCUUUACCAUCAUGCACAUCAUCAUCUUAAUCAUCAUCAGCAGCUCAGUGGCCUGCAUAAUCAUCAUCAUCAUCACCAGCAGCAGCAGUCGCAGCAGCAGCAGCAGCAACAGCAACAACAUCAUCAACAACAAUUGCUGCUCCAGCAGCAACUCCUGCAGCAACAUGUGGCCAGCAGUUCGCCGCUGCAGCAUUUGAGCAAUCUUUUUGGCCAGCAUUUGCCUACGCAGAGUCUGCAGCAUUUGAUAGCCGCCGAGUACUGGCAGCAACAACAACAGCAACAGCACGCAGCAACAACAAUUAAAAGCGAGCCAACAACUCAAUCAGCAGCGGCAACCUCGGCCUUUGCCGCAACAGCAACAUCGGUCUUUGGUUUCACGCCUCAGCAACACGUCAAUUUGGCAGCCUCGUUAGUCGCCUUAAAGCAAAACGAUCCUGUGGCCGUGGCUGCUAUGGUGCCCAGCCCCACAGAAAUGCCCGGCGCACCGAGAAGAGCGGCAACUGCAACAGCAACAACUACGACAGCAUCAACAGCGGCUGCAGCAACAUUGCAGGCGCCAAAAGCAACGGCAGAAUCAACAGCCUGCGGAACAAUUGACGAAGACGAAAACGAAAACGAAGACCACGACAACGACAACGAAGACGAAGACGAGGCUGAUAAUGAUGACAGCAACUGCAGCAACAGCAUGCAAAAUCCAGGCGUUGGCAACUUUAAAUUCGAGCCAAUUCAACAGCUUGUGGCCGUGAAUGAAACCAACCUAACGAGCCCCAGAUCCCAGUCCACAUCCACCUCCAGUUCCAUGUCCCGCUCCGUUUGCGGUGCUCGCGACUCGAACAAAGAUGAAACUUUGACUGCUGUUGACACAAAUAUGCGCAAUGUCAGCGCAAAUCACAGUGGCUCCUACUGCUGUUCAUCCUCACAGCAGUCCUCUACCUCCUCCCAGUCCUCCCAGUCCUCCCAGUCCUCCCAGUCGCGCGCAUCCAACGAUGAAACGAUGGAACACGACGAUGAUGAUGAGGAGCAAGACAAGAAGCCAACGCUUGAAUUGAAGCUGCAGUCGUGUGAUGAAUAUGUUGAGCAGCCAAAGGAUGAACCAGCAGGACAGCAGACGGCCAACGACAAUGCUUCAGCGCCUUUGCAGCUGAAAACGGAGCCCGAACAGGAGCAGCAGGAACAGGAGCAGGGACUCGGAGUGGGAAUGGGACUCGGACUCGGACUGACUGGAGCAGCAGCAGCAGUUGCUCUCUAUGGACACUUGAACAAUGCCAGCAAGGAUGUGAGGGACUCGGAGCAAUGCCUGAAAUUGCAGGACCCAAACGAUAUCAGCCGCCUGUCGCGCUCGCCGUCGCCACUGCAAUCGAAUGCUUCCGAUUGCGAUGACAACAACUCGAGUGUCGGCACCUCCAGCGAUCGCUGCAGAUCCCCGCUCAGUCCCGCGCUCUCGCUGACCCAUCAGCAGGCCAAGCGGCAGCUGCUGUCGCUGCCACAUCCGGCACACCAUCAUCACCAUCAUUUGAGUCACCUGAACCACCAGCAGUACAAGCAGGAGGAGGACUAUGAGGAUGCCAACGGUGGAGCCCUCAAUCUGACCAGCGACAACUCGCGUCACAGCACGCAGUCGCCUGCCAAUUCGGUCAAGUCCACAGUCACCUCUCCGCCUCAGGUGACAGCGCCCUCGCCCGUGCCGCCCAUGAUCUCGCCUGUGCUGCCGCUGCCACAUGUGGCCAGCGGGGGAGAUGCCGCACCCAAUUCGAUGGCAGCAGCGACUGCCGCCAUGGCCAAUGCCAUGGCCAGUGGCAUCUCGCCGCUGUUGGCCAUGCCGGGCAUGUCCUCGCCGCAGGCUCAACUCGCAGCCGCUGGUCUGGGGCUCAGCAAUCCGCUGCUGACGGGUACGCUGUCCCCCCAGGACUUUGCACAGUUCCAGCAGCUGCUGCAGCAGCGGCAAGUGGCGCUCCAGCAGCAGUUCAACAGCUACAUGGAGCUGCUGCGCAGCGGAUCGUUGGGUCUGGCACAGGACGAUCCCGCGCUGACCACUCAGGUGGCGGCCGCCCAGUUCCUAAUGCAGAGCCAGCUGCAGGCCCUCGGCCAGGCCACGCAGCAGCUGCAGGCUCUGCAGAAGCAACAGCAGCGCCAGCAACUGCAACAGCAGCAGCAGCAGGACGAGUCCAUGCCGUUGGCUUUGCCGCUGCACAAUCCGAGUCACCACCACCACAUGCAGCCGCGCAGCUCCACGCCGCACUCCUCCCGCAGUCCCAUGGCUGUGCGCAGUCCGGCCAGCUCGCCCCCGCAGCUGCACCAUCCGCUGCAGAUCACGCCGCCCAAUUCGGCGGCCAGCAUUAAGAUGAGCGGCGGCAUGUUGACCCCCAGCACGCCCACCAGCGGCACCCACCAGAUGCACGGCACCACCACGCCGCAGCCCAGGACGGUAGCCAGUGCGGCGGCGGCACGUGCCGCAGGCGAGCCCUCGCCGGAGGAGACCACCGACCUGGAGGAGCUGGAACAGUUUGCCAAGACCUUCAAGCAGCGACGCAUCAAGCUCGGCUUCACCCAGGGCGACGUGGGCCUGGCCAUGGGCAAGCUGUACGGGAACGACUUCUCGCAGACGACCAUCUCGCGGUUCGAGGCGCUCAAUCUGAGCUUCAAGAACAUGUGCAAGCUGAAGCCGCUGCUGCAGAAGUGGCUGGACGACGCCGAUCGCACCAUCCAGGCCACCGGCGGAGUCUUCGAUCCGGCUGCCCUACAGGCCACCGUCAGCACGCCGGAGAUUAUUGGGCGCCGCCGCAAGAAGCGCACCUCCAUCGAGACUACGAUUCGGGGAGCCCUCGAGAAGGCAUUCAUGGCCAACCAGAAGCCCACCUCGGAGGAGAUCAGCCAGCUAGCCGAUCGCCUUGGCAUGGAGAAGGAAGUGGUCCGCGUGUGGUUCUGCAAUCGUCGGCAGAAGGAGAAGCGCAUCAAUCCCUCGCUCGACAGUCCCACGGGUGCGGAUGAUGAUGAGUCGUCCUCCUACAUGAUGCACUAGGGGGGCAGGGCUCAGGCGUAGAGGGAUAUGCAAGGAUGUUAUCUAGGGACAAAGACAGUGCAAUGUGCAGACAGGACAAAAAGUGAACGAGGAACCGAAG